CUCACACCUUCCUCAUCCAUCUCACCAGCAGCCAAUAUCCAAGCGUAGUUCAGGUCAUAAGUUAAGGUAUAUAGCAGCUUAAUUAUCGUUCGAGGAACCAAUCGUUGAGGGACAUCAAUGGCUUCCCUGUCAAUGAGCGCAGUAUGGACGCCGAUGCAGAACAAGCUGUUCGAGCAGGCGUUGGCAGUGCACGAUAGGGACACGCCCGACCGCUGGCACAACAUCGCCCGCGCUGUCGGCGGCGGCAAGUCGGCGGACGACGCCAGGCGCUACUACGAGCUGCUCGUCCACGACAUCGCCCGUAUCGAGGCCGGCAAGGUGCCCUUCCCCGCCUACCGUCCCCCAUGUCCUGGCCCCGGCCACAACGCCAGCUACGAGGCUGACAGGUUGAAGCACUUGAAGAUCUAGCUAGGAGGUAAUCGGGUAAUGGGCAAGGGAUGAUACACACUACACAGAUGGACUGAACGAAUAAGCAUGUGCGUGCAUGGGGGUACCUUGUACAGUAAUACUCAUAAGCGUGUGCAUGGUGUCCAUGACUCCAUGUCAAUGUAUACAUGCACGACUAGUGGGCAGAAAAGUCGGCCGAUUAUGCAGAUGCAUGCAUGUUCAUAAUAUUAGUGGUCUAUAAGUAUGUACGUGAGAUCGACUUGUCUCCUUACUCACAUGGGUUUAACUUAUCUCGUAUGUAUUCUAAUGUACAAUAUUAAUGUCCAUAUCAAUGGAGAGACAAA
Messenger RNA from Triticum dicoccoides, 731 nucleotides. Its product is annotated as protein RADIALIS-like 3. NCBI's taxonomy places the organism in Eukaryota, Viridiplantae, Streptophyta, Magnoliopsida, Poales, Poaceae. The transcript is spliced from 2 exons. The record is from RefSeq and is a predicted model, not a curated record. Bases 118 to 408 code for a protein of 96 amino acids. Gene Ontology annotation, molecular function: DNA-binding transcription factor activity.